Molecule: messenger RNA, 1341 nt
Organism: Aspergillus fischeri NRRL 181
Lineage: Eukaryota; Fungi; Ascomycota; Eurotiomycetes; Eurotiales; Aspergillaceae
Product: putative aminotransferase, classes I and II family
Exons: 1
Coding region: 1-1341 (446 amino acids)
Biological process (GO): amino acid metabolic process; biosynthetic process
Molecular function (GO): pyridoxal phosphate binding; transaminase activity
Source: RefSeq, a predicted model, not a curated record
AUGAUGGGCUCUCUCACAGCCUCUGGCUCUCGAGCAACCCAGAUCUUUUCCCGCCGUGGCCAAUCCGCACUAGUACAUGGCUCCAGGAUCAUUUUGUGGGAUAUCACCAGCAAUGUGUGGCAUAAGGAAACAAACUCCGACGGCUAUGUCAACGUCGGAGUCGCCGAGAACACUCUGCUUCAUGAUAUUUUGCUGGACUACAUCCACGCCAACAUCAGGCUGACAGCCAACUACAUCACCUACAAUGACGGCAGCAUGGGAUCCAACAGACUCCGACAAGCGGUUUCACACUUCAUGAACCGCCAUCUGAAUCCCGUUCUCCCUGUGGAACCGCAGCAGAUCGUCAUAACCAACGGAUGCUCUUCAGCCAUCGAGCAGCUCAGCUGGGCAUUCAUGGAGCCCGGCGAAGGCAUUCUUUUAGGCAAACCCUACUACGGCACGUUCAUUGCGGACUUGUCGCUUCGCCCGGGUGCGGUGGUUGUUCCCGUCGACUUUGGCGAUAUUGAUCCCCUGGGUCCGCAGGCUGUCUCACAAUACGAGAGGGCUGCGAUGGAGUUUGAGAGGCGCACGGGGAAACGUGUCAGGGCCUUCAUGCUCUGCCAUCCGCACAACCCUCUUGGCCGUUGCUAUCCCCGGUCAGUCAUCGCCGACCUGAUGCGAAUGUGCCAGGCCCGACAGCUGCACCUGAUUAGUGAUGAAAUCUAUGCCAUGUCCGUCUGGGACAAUCGCGUGGACACCGACGUGCCACCUACUCGGUUUGAAUCUGUCCUGUCGGUUGACACAGCCGGUUUGAUCGACCCUGAUCUGGUGCAUAUCAUCUGGGGAAUGAGCAAGGACUUUGGUGCCAACGGUCUGCGCUUGGGAGCCAUCGUCUCCCAGUCGAGUCCUGAGCUGCAGAUGGCUCUCAAGGCCAUGUCUCUGUAUUCCUAUGUUUCUGGUCUUUCCGAUCAGAUCACCUCGUCUCUGCUGCUCGAUGAUGCGUUCACAGAUCGCUAUAUCCAACUGAAUCGCGAAAGGCUGUCUGAAGCCCACGCAUUCUUCGUCCAACUACUCUGGAAAUAUGAUAUUGAAUACAUAAGAGGAUGCAAUGCUGGCUUUUUCGUGUGGAUUAACCUCGGCAAGAAGUACCUCGAGGCCAACCCUGGAAAAGCGGUAGGGGGCGGUACUGCCCUGACUGAUAUGAUCAUGCAGAAGUUGUUAGAUAAGAAAGUCUUUUUGGCAAGUGGGACGAGCUUUGGGUCGGAGAAGCCGGGUUGGUUCCGGGUGGUUUUUGCGCACCCAUUGCCUUAUCUGGAAGAGGCAAUGAAACGAAUUUUGCUGGCCGUUGGACCGGAGGUUUAA